Messenger RNA from Phanerochaete carnosa HHB-10118-sp, 831 nucleotides. RefSeq lists its product as uncharacterized. The record is from RefSeq and is a predicted model, not a curated record. Lineage: Eukaryota; Fungi; Basidiomycota; Agaricomycetes; Polyporales; Phanerochaetaceae. The transcript has a single exon. Bases 1 to 831 code for a protein of 276 amino acids.
AUGGGCAUUGUCUCGUUCUUCAACGUGAACCCUAAGCGCAUUCGUGAGGGGGCAAGAGCCUUCCUUAAAUCAGACUGCAACACUUGGGGUGACUGGAUCAGCAUGGUUGAACCACCCCUGUUAGUCCCAGACCCUGUUGGCUCACUACAGUGUGCAUUCUUACUGCCAAACUCUAAGUAUGAAUCCGCGGACAGUAUAAAGUUCCGCAGGCUAGACUGGGACGGCGAGCCAUCUGAACACGCCUACCUUAAGUUUCCAGAGAGCUGGGAUGAGCUCUACCAGCUCAUGUCUCUUGUGCUGACUCCCUCGAACUACGCAGCAUACUCCCUCAUUGGUCUCUUACUCAUUAACGCGUCACUGCCCAAAGGCAAAGACCCCAUCUGUGACAAUCUCUACCACAUCAUGACCAAAGACUUGAAGGUCAUGAUCCAAAGCAUCAUCUGGAGAAAGCCCAAGUGGAUCUCCUUCAAAAGAUUCAGGUCUAAACACCUGACCAUGUAUAACCCAAAAAGCAAGGGCAAAGCAAAAGACAACGCCAGAGACUCUACACCUGAAGGGGCUGUUUCCCUUAGCAAGUCCUCUGAUAACCAGCUAGGUGCAGAACACGCGAAUGCUAUAAAGAUUGACUCCAUGGCUGCAGCACCCAUGCCUGGCAUAUUGAAGGUCACUGCAAAUGACCCUCCGUGCUUCAAGAUUGCGUUCAUCGACUACUGGGAAGAGUAUCUUAAUAAUAACCCCAACUGCUUCAUUUUCUGGGUCGAGCGGGACAAGAAGACAAACAAAAUCGUCAGCCGUCACCAAUUACUUGGUAUGCUCGUUGCAUCUGAAUGA